Molecule: messenger RNA, 3020 nt
Organism: Diuraphis noxia (Russian wheat aphid)
Lineage: Eukaryota; Metazoa; Arthropoda; Insecta; Hemiptera; Aphididae
Source: RefSeq, a predicted model, not a curated record
CCGUCGCAGUCUUCGCGUUUACAGGUCAGUUUUUGUAGUUCCGUCAGUCCGUCUUCGCGCCCGCCACGCACUCGCUUACACAUUGUCCGUCUCGCGUAUUAUUCAGUUUUAUCAUAAUAAUAUCGUAGUCGUUUUUCGUUCCGUUUCUCCCCCGUCAACUGUAUCGCGUGUACGGUGUUCUUCUCACACAACGUUCGCAACCCCAAAGAUAUUAAAUCGGUGGUAUUAAAAUGAGAAGAAUCAACCGUCGGUUGGUUUUGUUAUCGAUCGUACUCGUGUGUGACGUAGUUAGUGUUUUCGGGAGACCUCAAGAGCCAAACACAGUUAGCAGCACAUUAAAAGAUGAUCUUGUUAACAGGAAAGAUGAUCGAAACACAACACCGAUCGUUGUAUUUGCAGAGACAGCUAUUAAUACAGGGAAUGCCAGGGCMCACACUACUAAGCCGCCACUGAUGGAUGAUUCUGUGAAGUCAGUUAGUGAUCAACUUCUUCAAACAUCCACAUCUAGCAAUGUCGUUGUAUCUUCAGAAAUUAGAACAGUUCAAAAAAAUGAAUCACCUGUAAAAGGAGAAGCGGUGCCUGUGUUAACUGAUGAAGAUGUACAUGCUGUAGGCCCUUACAGUUACAAAAUAUCAUCAGAUGGAUCCACAAGGCCAACAGGAGAUUUGUCUACUUGGAUUUUAUUGGGUGGUGAAUCUUCACCAGCACCGUUAAAUAUGGCUACAAUUAAAAAAGUACCUAAACCGGCUGAUACAACUACUUCUUCACUUUUACAGUCGUAUGAAACAACUACUACAAGAAAAAGAAAACCUACAACYGAAAAAAUGACUACACCUCAUUCCCCAGUUACCGAAUCACCGAUAAAGUUACAAGAUUCCAAAUUUAAAAAUAAGACACCAGUUAUUGUUGGAAAAAUCCCUAUUACAACUACAGUUAAAGAAAAAGUUGAAGAAGUGACCACUCCUCUUUCUGAACUACCACCCCUUGACAAUAAUACAAGAUUUGGAACCCCUGUUGUCACAUUUCCUCAUGUACCACCUAGACAGAGGCCCUCUGCAAAUAAUACUAAAAAAACAGAAAAACCUUUAACAACAAAAAUAACUUCUACAGCCGUUGUUAUUUCUAAACCUUUAAAUAAUACGAUGGCAGUAUCUUCUACUACUGUGCCCACCGUUACUAUUACUACACCAACGUCUUCCACAACAGUUUCAAAUCUAAAUGUUACUGAAAUUGUAGAUAAUCUCACAGAAUCGAGUAAUUCUACUACACAAAACACUUCAUUAAAAAAGAAGAAAAAGAAGAAGAAUAAAAAUAAGCGUAAGCCUGUUAAAGUUUCUAAUGAUGACGCUGAAAGUAAAAUCGAUGAACAGAGUACUAAAAUAACUCCAGGUCGACCAUUAUCAACUCGAAUUUAUAAUUAUUUAGCUCGUGAAGUUAUGCCCAAUGUUGGAGUUGGUUUAGUUGGUUUGAUGUUGACUGCUGGUUUAGCAGGGUUACUGUUAUAUUCACCAUUAGGAGGAGCUGCUAUACCUAUGGUACCAUUAAGACGCACUGAUUCUCACGUACAUGGUCAUAGUCAUGGGCAUAGUCCUGGUUAUGUUCCUCCUGAAACUGACAACUCUCAACCAGAAGAACAAGUGUUCGGUCAAGUACUGUCUGGAAUGUCUUAUGGUCAUAAUCCGUAUGGUAGAGAACGUCCUGACGCAGUUCCUAAAUACAAGUCAUCUUAUCAACCAUCUGAAUACCCUGCCGUUCAUGAUGUACCGAAAUACAAUUCCCAUGACACUAAUAAAUAUUCUGCUCACGAUGUAACUAAAUAUGUCGCAACAGCCGAUACAACUAAAUAUUCUACACACGAUGGAACUAAAUACACGAUUGUCGAGAGUACUAAAUAUUCGCCCCCUGACACUAAUAAAUAUUCAGCUCCAGAUACAUCGAAGUAUUCGACAAUUGAUGUAAGUGCUACUCAAGAUAAGGCACCAUAUACUCCUUCAGAUGCAUCUGAGGGACCAGCAUUUGAACAGACACAAGACAGCCAAGAUGAUACUUACCAAAAUCACCAUUAUGAUGAACUCAAGUUUGAUUCAUCCAACGCUUACGAACAACCUAAGUAUCAGAGUACUUCACAGAUGAAGGGAGUGUAUAAAGAAGAUCAAUCUGUUUUUGAAGCGCCGAAGUACCCAGGAUAUGUUCAAGAUGUACCUAAAGAAGAAGCUGUAGCUGUAAAUUAUAAUUUUGAUAAUCACCGAAUUGAUGAAAAAGAAAGUUCUACCACGUCAUCAUCAGAUCCAACGUUUUCUGCACUUCAAGGUAUUCCAAAAUUCUAUGAACAAAGUAUAAACCCUGAACAAAUAUCUGUUAAUGUACACCAAACUAUGAAAAUGGAACACGGACCUCGUAGUUUAAGAAUAAGGCGUCAAGUAGACGAACAUAAUGAAAUUGAUGCUCAAUUACCUGAUGAAACUACAAUUAAUCCUACCAAAACUACUGUUGAUAAGAGUGCUGAAAAUCAAACAGUUGAUGAUAUCGAAUCUUCUACCACCACAUCUACGUCAACUGUUUCGACCAAAAUACCUGACUCGUCCGAAUCGCCUACUGUGAAUAACAACCAGUUUUCGUUAAUAGAUCUUUUAAGAAAAGUAGCUGAAGUCAAAUUGAAAAUGGGAAUUGAAAUCUUAAAAAACACAGCAGCUAGUUUCACGCAAUAUGUAAAUGCUAUACAGAGAAAAAUGACACAUAUGGUUAGGAAUCUACAAAAGUCCAACGACAGACAACAGCCAGAGAACAAACAGGAACAAAAUUCCGAGUCAGAUUCUAAUGUAUCCAAUGAUAAACGACAACGAAGAUCAAUUAGACAUAGAAUUUAUUCAAAUUAGUUACUUUUAAGUGGAGUUAAAAUAAGAUUGGUGAUAUGAUGGGAAUGUACAAUGAACUGGGGGAUUUCUCUUAUAAUAUUUUCAAGACUAAAAACUUUAACUAAAAAAUGUCCAUACAAUAUUCUAUGGAUUUUUUUUUAUGAU